AUGCCACCACCCGAGGAUGCCACCACGUCUGCUCCACCUCCGGAGCAGGAUGCUCCGCUAGCACCCUCAACCUUCAAGUCUCUCGGGCUCAUCGACCCUCUUCUAAAUUCUCUCGAGCAAAUGAAAUUCAAGGCUCCCACCGAUAUUCAGGCAGAGGUCCUCCCUCACGCGCUACAGGGACGGGACAUCAUUGGCGUCGCCUCCACUGGGUCCGGCAAAACUGCGGCCUUCGCACUUCCCAUUCUCCAGAAGCUCUGGGAGGAACCGAAGGGCCUCUUCGCCUGUGUGAUCGCGCCCACGCGCGAGCUCGCGUACCAAAUAUCUCAACAGUUCGAGAGCAUCGGGGCGGCGAUGGGCGUGCGGUGCGUGACUAUCAUCGGUGGUGUGGACAUUCAGCCCCAGAAGGUCGCGCUUGCGAAAAAGCCCCAUAUUGUGGUCGCGACGCCGGGACGAUUGCUGGAGCAUCUGGAAGAGACGAAGGGUUUCAGCCUGAGGAAUCUGAAGUUCUUGGUUCUGGAUGAAGCGGACAGGCUUCUUGACAUGGAUUUCGGACCAAAGCUCGACCAGAUUCUCAAGCUCAUUCCCAAAGAACGCACAACCUACUUAUUUUCGGCAACAAUGACAACCAAAGUUGCUAAGCUGCAGAGGGCGAGCUUGUCGAGCCCUGUGCGAGUAGAGGUCAAUUCGAAAUACUCCACGGUUUCAACCCUAUUGCAGUAUUACCUCCUCAUGCCUCUACCACAAAAAGAUGUGCACCUCAUCUACCUUGCCAACAACCUUGCACAGAACUCCAUGAUAGUGUUCACUCGCACGGUACAUGAUGCACAACGUUUGUCAAUUGUGCUCCGCUCGCUUGGUUUUGCUGCAAUUCCGCUCCACGGACAGUUGAGCCAGAGUGCUCGACUGGGCGCGCUCGGCAAGUUUAAGAGCGGUGGACGGAAUGUGCUGGUCGCAACUGAUGUCGCGAGUCGUGGGCUCGAUAUCCCGUCAGUCGACGUUGUCAUCAACUACGACAUCCCGACACAUUCAAAAGACUACAUUCACCGCGUCGGCCGCACCGCACGAGCGGGUCGAUCCGGCAAAUCCAUCACAUUGGUCACGCAAUACGACGUAGAGCUCGUCUUGCGCAUAGAGCAAGUGACUGGGAAGAAGAUGGACCUCUGGCCCGUGGACAAGGAGGAGGUGGCGCUCUUGCGCGAGCGUGUGGAUGAGGCGUGCAGGCUGGCAUCGACAGAGCUGAAGGAGCAGGGGAUCAAAGGCGGGCAUGGCAGGAAGAGGAAGAGAGAAGAAGGCGUUGGCAAGGAUGACAUGGAUCGAGACGACGACGUGGUCGAGGCAGGGAUGCCCAAGAUGAAGAGAAAGUCGAAGGGGAAAGGGAGGAGAUGA
Molecule: messenger RNA, 1386 nt
Organism: Epithele typhae
Lineage: Eukaryota; Fungi; Basidiomycota; Agaricomycetes; Polyporales; Epitheliaceae
Product: DEAD-domain-containing protein
Exons: 5
Coding region: 1-1386 (461 amino acids)
Molecular function (GO): nucleic acid binding; RNA helicase activity; ATP binding
Source: RefSeq, a predicted model, not a curated record